Messenger RNA from Carica papaya (papaya), 1697 nucleotides. The record is from RefSeq and is a predicted model, not a curated record. Lineage: Eukaryota; Viridiplantae; Streptophyta; Magnoliopsida; Brassicales; Caricaceae.
AAUAUUUACUGCCGAAUCGUCCCAAUUUCGCAGCAUGGUUGAGAACUGUCGAAGAAGUUGAAAAGGCAGAAAGAUUAAUUCAUUGAACAAGAGAAGGAAAAAGAAGAAAUAAACUGAAGAGAAGAUGGAAUUGCUCAGACUGUCGAAAUUCAGGCUCCAGCUUCGAUCACUGGUAGCCGAAGUUCGAGAUGUCAGGGAAAGAGAACGCGCAACUUCGGAGCAGCUUCAUCUUCUAAUUCAGAAACAAAAAGAAGCAGAGGAGGAAUAUGGUAGGAAAUUACGGGAAUUAGAAUCAGAGUUAGCUUCGUCUUCUGAAUUGCGGCAAAAACUCGAAAGGAAGGUGACUUACCUCCAAAACGACAACGAAUUGCUGGAAAAUAAGCAGAAGGAGUUGAAGGGGACGAUCCACGGCCUGCUUCAAUCGAGAGAUAGUUUCUUAAAUGCUUACGAGGAAUCUACAUGCGAAAUGAAACGUUCUAUUGACGCCAGAGAUAGAAAAAUCGCCAUCCUGUCUGAGAAGAUAAACUCUCAUCUAUCUCUAUUUGACUCAAUAGAGAAGGAGGCAUUGACUAUCAAGCAAGUUGUGGAAAAUGUGCAUCAUCUAGUGGGUGAAAAAGAGCAACUAGUGGCUUGCUUAAAGAGCAGAAUGGAUCAUGUAUCUACGUUUGAGAUAGUAUUUGUAGAAAAGAUAUAUGAUCUAGAAAAUAAACUAAAAAGGGUUGAGGAUGAGUUCCGAAGAAGGCAUAAAACAGUUGCUGCGCUAGAAGCGCAGCUAGAAGCAGCUAAAGUCAGUAACAACUAUCAACUUCAAAUAGAAGAGCUGAAGAAAACCUUAUCGGCAAAGGAUGCAGUUAUACAGAAUUUAAUUUCUGAGAAAAUGGCUUUGCAUUCUGAAGUCAAAAGUUUAGGACUUAUCUUACAGAAGAUUCAGGAGACUGUUGCAAAUAUGAAGGAAGAGAAGGUUAUCACCUCAAUACUGAUAUAUCAAGGACAAAAUGAUGCAAUCACGACGAUCAAAGAUAACUGUGAACUAACCAAGAUUGAAGAUCUGGAUCAAAUUUUGGUAGAAAAUUCUCUAAAUAAGGCUUCAAACUCGCACAUUGAAGAAAGUGCAGAUUCAUCUCUAAGUGAGGAGUAUGGCUCUGCUGACAAGCCCUUGCAAGACAACAACAAAAUCAAACCCUUUGUGCUAAAGUUGGCCUGUUCUCCAACACAAUCAACUUGCUUCGAACCGCAUUCUGCAGUUCAAGUCCUAAGCUCUUCUAUAUAUGAUAGGAAGGACAACUGCACAGUAUCAGGGCAGCAACCGAAUUCUGAAGGCUCAACAACCCAAGCUGUAGUAUCUGAAACUCAUGGUGGGGCAGAAGUAUGACUAGUCAUAUACUUCCCUUACGCACUAUCCUCUCUAUUAACCUUCAUUAAUAGAGUCAUUGGUAUGUUUAUUUGAGCCUUCUAUUCGCAGGAUUUUAUCUUCAGAUUAUGUGGCCUCUCAAUGCAUUCAUGUGUGUGUAUUCAGUUAUGCAUUUGGACUGGCGAAUCCAUUUAUGACUUGUGACUAAAACAGAUCUAGGGCCAUUUGUUUAGGCUUCUUUGGGCUUAUAAGCCCACAUGAAAAAGGAUAUAAAGGGAUUUUCCAAUAUGUUUCUAUUUCUUCAUUAUCUAUAUGAAAAAGGAUGCCCGAGAGAAUUAAGAAAUCA